This is a messenger RNA of Saprolegnia parasitica CBS 223.65, 1380 nucleotides long. RefSeq lists its product as hypothetical. The record is from RefSeq and is a predicted model, not a curated record. Bases 1 to 1380 code for a protein of 459 amino acids. The transcript has 5 exons. Lineage: Eukaryota; Oomycota; Saprolegniomycetes; Saprolegniales; Saprolegniaceae. Gene Ontology annotation, molecular function: metal ion binding; protein binding.
AUGGACGGAGACAAGAGUCCGUUCGCGCGCAAGAGUCCCAAGACGCCGUCCGGGCGCUUCGACUUUGGCCAGCCGCCGCUCGCCAUCUCGCAGAUCAUCCACCCCGACGACUGGGUCGACCACGGGCACCGCCGCAAGUGCUACGUGUGCGCCAAGGUCUUCAACAAGCUCCUGCGCCGCAAGCACAAUUGCCGCAUGUGCGGCGAGGUCAUUUGCAGCAAGUGCCGCGUCUGCCUCGUCUGUGUGCAAAAGAUCCCUGUGAUGCAUGCCGCCGUGGACGCCCGUCGUCCGGACCGACGCAGCUCGGGCCAUACCAUCCUCGACGACCCCGCGCACUCGUCGUCGUCGUCGUUCUUUGUGUUUCACGACGACCACAUGAGCGUGACGAGUCAGAGCAACAUUAGCAGCGCGUACAGCAACGAGACGGAAAUGCAACUCUGCAGCUACCGCCUCGACUACGACUGGGAGUACCCGUGGCCCAAGCCGCCGCCCGUGCCGUCGCCGGUCGAGAAGCAGACGACCGAGAUGCUCAAAAUGCUCGACAUCCUCGACUCGGCGCGCGAAGACGCGUUCGACCGGAUUGCGGCAAGCGCGCGCAAGUCCGUGUCGUCGCAUUGCAAGGCCGCGUGCGUCGCCUUUAUGGACUACAAGCACCAGCGGCAGUGGUUCAAAGCGUACUUGGGCCUCGGCCAAGCCGAAAUGCCGACGAUGGUGUCCUUCUGCGCCCACACCAUGUACCUUUUAGACGUGACGGUCGUCCUCGACACGACCAAGGACGAGCGCUUCUGCAAGAACCCACUCGUGACCACCGAGAGCACCAACUUUCGCUUCUAUGCGGGCGCGCCGGUCAUUGUCGAAAACGUUUGCAUCGGCACCGUCUUCGUUGUCGACUCGGAGCCGCGAUCAAGUCUCAGUGAUGUCGACACGCUCAAGCUCACCAAGCUCGCGCAGCUCACGUCGCAGCUCCUCCUAGAGCGCAAGAUGCUUCCCGCGCACUGCAGCAUCAAGGGCGGUGUGCGUUCCAUGAACCGGUCGUCGUCAGCGCCGUCGAUGGACCAAAUGACGCUCGACCGUCAGCAGGACGAGAUCAAAGCGAUGGCCAAGGCGCGGAAGCGAUCGCUCGAGCCGACGCCCGUCUCACUACCGCCCCCCAGCACGCCCCCCAGCACCCCGGGGGAAGGCGUCUCGCCGUCGAUGGAGGCCAUGCUGAUGAACUUAUUGAGCAAGACGACCGAGACGCAGCAGCAGAUUGCGACGCAGCAAGGCACGCUCUUUGGGAAGCUCGAAGAGCACAAUACGCAAAUCUCUAAACUCGCUGAAGCCGUGGCCCGCAUGGAAGCCAAGUUGUCGACCGAAGACGACCCGCCGACGACGCAAUGA